Messenger RNA from Diabrotica virgifera virgifera (western corn rootworm), 1856 nucleotides. RefSeq lists its product as uncharacterized. The coding region runs from base 93 to 1766 and encodes 557 amino acids. The transcript has 9 exons. NCBI's taxonomy places the organism in Eukaryota, Metazoa, Arthropoda, Insecta, Coleoptera, Chrysomelidae. The record is from RefSeq and is a predicted model, not a curated record.
UUGUUAAUGAAUUUAAUUGGCUUCAAUAUUAUCAACAUAUCUAUAACCAAUAACUUAAAGGCUAUAUAUUCUAAUACGUUUGUUUCUGAAAAAUGAGUUCUAGGUAUAACAUCAUAGUAGCAGAGGACUUCAACAUGAAACGAUUUGCAUUCCUGCUUAUAGUUCUCUGUAUUAUUAAUAUAUCAGGGGCAGUACCAUACAAGGACAGAACUAAACGAUCUGCAGACGAUAGUAACGGUUCAUCAGGAUCAGGCGAUGUGUCAGCAUCUGGAUCAGCAGAAGGGUCGUCGUCUGUAGGAUUUUCAGGCUCUACUAGUGUAUCAAUUUCUGGUGAAGGAAGUGUACUAAUGAAAUUUGUGGAUGUAGUGCAAAAGUUAAUAUCUCAAUUUAUCUCAUCUCUUUUAAACAUAAUUUUAAAUCCAAUUAGACCUUUAAUUGAAAUUGCGAGGACAUUUAAAGACGGUGUGGUGACGAGCAUUCCUGGCCUCAGUUGGAAAACAACUAAGGAAGCAGAUGGCACAAUAAAAUCUUCUGUUUCAAUUAAGGUGGGUAACAUUCUGCCAGAUAUUCUCAAAUUGCCAGUCACAAUAUCUGGAAACGUCGGAAAACUUAUCCUCAGCUCCAUGACAAACGGAAUCGCAGUGCCUUUUAGAAUCAUAGGAACACCGAUUACUAUUGUUAUGAAUAUUUUGAGCCUAAUUCAGACUUUUGUAACAAAGCUCGGUCCAAUUAUUAUACAGAUAUUUGGAAAUGUGGGCAAAGCUAAUGCUGAGCUGCUCGUUACCAUAAUCGAUAAAAUUAAAGGAAUACUGGGAAAUAUAGUACGUAAAGUAGCAGGCAUCCAAGUGACUAUAGCAAGUGGUGGUAUAUCUUUAGUUGGUUUUGGAAGAGAUCGCGUUUUUGCUGUUAUAAAAACCAUAUUUACCCUGGUAUUAUCUAUCCUUGAAGGAUUAGAAAAAGUACUUAAAGAAGCAAAAGGAAUAUUUGCUGUCGAUUAUUUCCUCAGUUUACCACUAAUCAGCGAUAUCGUUUCUUUAAUUCAGGGUGCCAAGAAUGGGACUUUAUCUUUCGCGUAUAUGCAGAUUAUUGACUUCCGUAACUACAUAACCAGUAUAAUAAACGAGCAUAAAGAAUUCUUCGGUCCAAAAAUAGAAAGCUUUUACAAGAUCAUCGCUUCAAUUUCCUUAAUUAUCCAAAAUUUAGUUGGUAUACAAAUAUUAUCUACUGGAGACCAAAUGGGUAGUUUGAUUCUUACCAAAGGCGCUAAUGGUGAAACAUCAUGGACACGUUAUGGAAUAUUUGCUGACAACUCACCAGAGGGUGCCAAACUAAUCUCUGAAUUUUGUUCAACAAAUAAUCAGAACUCUGGAGAUUCGGCAACUGAAAUGCAACCUCAAAUGCCACCUGGAAUGUCACCACCGCCGAAACAAUUACCGACAUUUAUGCCGCCGCCAUCGUCGGAACCAGAUUCAGAUGAUGAGUGUGAAGACGGAACUGGUGAAUCGGGUUCUCCAAAUGAUAGUGAGUGCGAUGGAAAUGGAGAAGAAUCACAAUCACCAGGAUCAGAAUCUGGAUCGACCUCAUCUCAAGGAGGUCUAAAUAGCGACGCGCCUCCGGCUGAUGGUGGUAUAAGUAUGGAACCUGCUGGUUAUUCUCCAGGUGGUGGUGGUGCAAGUACGUCAUCUGGUGGCGCUGGUGGCGCUGGUGGCGCUGGGGGCGCUGGGGGCGGCUUUAAUUUUGGUGGUGGAAUAUCUAUUUCAGGCUAAAGCUCCUCGUCGAAAGGUAGUUCCUAAGAGUAUGCAGUAAAGAAAACUUAUUUUAUUGUAUAUUAUAUCAAUAAAUUGGAAUUAUCGGUA